Molecule: messenger RNA, 720 nt
Organism: Trametes versicolor FP-101664 SS1
Lineage: Eukaryota; Fungi; Basidiomycota; Agaricomycetes; Polyporales; Polyporaceae
Product: NAD-P-binding protein
Exons: 5
Coding region: 1-720 (239 amino acids)
Molecular function (GO): oxidoreductase activity, acting on the CH-OH group of donors, NAD or NADP as acceptor
Source: RefSeq, a predicted model, not a curated record
AUGUCUUCGACUCGCCCCACCACCUGGCUCGUCACCGGUGCCUCCCGCGGCAUCGGCUUCGAGAUCGUCCGCCAGCUGCUCGAGUCCCCCUCCAACCUCGUCGUCGCCGCCUGCCGCACGCCCGACAAAGCAACUGCACUCAGCGCCCUCAAGGAGAGCGCAAAGGGGACGCUGCACAUCGUGCAGCUCGACACGAGCGACUUCGACAGCGUGCGCGCGCUCCCAGCGCAGCUCGAGCCUAUCCUCGGGUCCAUUGGGCUCGACUACCUGAUCAAUAACGCUGGCAUCAGCGUACACGACACCGCAUUCGCCUUCGAUCCCGAAUCAAUGCUCACCGUCCUCCGCACGAACGCGAUCGGGCCCGCGCUCGUCUCGCAAGUCACCCUCCCCUUCCUCGAAAAAGGCGGCGCGAAGAAGAUCCUGCACGUGUCGAGCACACUCGGGAGCGUCGCGAGCGCGGACGAGUUCGGCGCGCGCGGCGCGUCGUACUCCAUGAGCAAGUCUGCGCUGAACAUGCUCACGUACAAGCAGAAAGCGGAGCGCCCCGACAUUAUCGCGAUCACGCUCUGCCCAGGGUGGGUCAAGACCGAUAUGGGCACGCAGGCUGCGCGGCUCGAGCCCGCGGAGAGCGUCGCGGGCAUCCUGAAGGUGAUCACGUCCGCGACCGCGGAGGACAGCGGGAAGUACAUCCGGUACAACGGGGAGAUUAUUCCGUGGUAA